Messenger RNA from Nerophis ophidion (straightnose pipefish), 1758 nucleotides. Its product is annotated as histone H2B-like. The coding region runs from base 19 to 396 and encodes 125 amino acids. The transcript has a single exon. Gene Ontology annotation, molecular function: protein heterodimerization activity; structural constituent of chromatin; DNA binding. Gene Ontology annotation, cellular component: nucleosome. The record is from RefSeq and is a predicted model, not a curated record. NCBI's taxonomy places the organism in Eukaryota, Metazoa, Chordata, Actinopteri, Syngnathiformes, Syngnathidae.
UAGCGAACUCUGAUCAUCAUGCCUGAUCCACCAGCAAAGUCUGCGCCCAAGAAGGGUUCCAAGAAAGCCGUCACCAAGGCUGCCGGCAAGGGCAAAGGAAAGAGGAGAAAGGCCAGGAAGGAGAGCUAUGCCAUCUACGUGUACAAGGUGCUGAAGCAGGUCCACCCUGACACCGGCAUCUCGUCCAAGGCCAUGAGCAUCAUGAACUCCUUCGUCAACGACAUCUUCGAGCGCAUCGCUUCUGAGGCUUCUCGCCUGGCUCACUACAACAAGAGAUCCACUAUCUCUUCCAGGGAGAUCCAGACCGCCGUGCGUCUCCUGUUGCCCGGUGAACUGGCUAAGCAUGCUGUGUCCGAGGGCACCAAGGCUGUCACCAAGUACACCAGCUCCAAGUAAAUUGUUCCCGCAAUUUACACACACAAACGGCUCUUUUAAGAGCCACCCACUUUAUCUGAAGAUACGUGUUCCUGAUUUUAAUGCGGCUAUAGAUCUCCCAUUGAUGGUCACUCUCAGCCAUAAUCUUAAUGAUUUGUAAUGUUUGACUACAUUAUAAGAAUUAUGGUGACGUUGUGAAUCGAUGCUUUAAACUGUCAUUGAAGUAAUUGUAUUACCAAUGAAAUAUACUUACAAAGUAACCUGUUCACUAACAUCUGUGAAUGCGGUUUGUUUCACUGACUCAUUCCUGUAUGUCACUCACCGAAGGGAAUUGAAUCUUUCCACUCAAAUCGAAUGCUGGGGCUUGCACAAGUUUACUGCAUGCUGAUGGUAUACGUGUGUGUGUGUGUAUGUGUGUAUAUAUAUAUAUGUAUAUAUGUGUGUGAAUUUAAAUGUAUUAUAUAUAGAUAAUCUAUAGCAUCUAUGCAGCAACUGAAUUGAAUUAUAUAUAUAUUAUUGUGUUAUAUAUUGUGUGUGUAUAUAUAUAUAUAUAUAUACAUAUAUAUAUAUAUAUAUAUAUAUUGUAUAUGUAUAGGGGUGGGACCUAAUACAUUUACUUCUUCCCACUCCCUUUUGAGCCAAUCUUGACAUCUACAAAAGAUUAGUCACAUGUAAUGUUUUCAAUGUAGCUGUAAAUAUAAUGUAUAUAUAUAUUUAUUUUGUAUUUUAUGUCAUUUUUGUUUUGUUGCAUGGCUCAAAAAUAAACCAUUCAUUCAUUCAUGCUUGCACCUCCAACACACACACACACACACACACACACACACACCACUUAAUUCACUCAGCAAGAGCGCAUGCGUAGAACAUUGUUCGGUUGGGAUUGCACAAGUCUUGCGGUCAGUCAACCGUCACAAGCUGUGUGCGAAGGGACUCGCACAUAAUGUAACAAGUACUGGCGUGUACUGACACACCUUUAACUGCAACAGUUUUGAUUCUACAAUUAUGACAUACAUUUUUUUUGUGAUGAUCCACAGUCUCUAUUCAGUUAAUAUAUAUGCACAGCAACUGUUUAAGUCAUAGUUUUUCCUCAACACGCUUGUCUCCCCUGUUGGCUCUUCAUGCAACUAAUAAUAUUAACGCAAAAUUAGCAAACUGAAUGAGAUCUCGAUUUUGCCAUUGUGGGACAAAUAAGCCAUUGGGCAUCAAACAUGCCUGGGUUAUUUCUACUAAUUGCAAAUCAGUUCUCAUCAUUCAUUUAAAUGAGCCGUUCAAAAGACUUGACCCUUUCACAGACAUCCCAUUGUUGACUGUGUUGUUGUCUAUAGAUGGGAUUUGUGGCCCUUUUGGUCCUGUGAUCUUAUUUUCAAAUAAAACUGAUCAAAACAC